Molecule: messenger RNA, 4821 nt
Organism: Rhinolophus ferrumequinum (greater horseshoe bat)
Lineage: Eukaryota; Metazoa; Chordata; Mammalia; Chiroptera; Rhinolophidae
Gene: ERMARD
Product: ER membrane associated RNA degradation
Exons: 14
Coding region: 2471-4132 (553 amino acids)
Source: RefSeq, a predicted model, not a curated record
AUAUUAUUGGAGGAUCCUAUUACCACAUGUCUUUCUCCUUCCGUGUAUGAUAUGAUAUGUAAACUCGGGUUUGAAGUCAGAGAAAGUCGUGACAUCAAUAGUAUUGUAACUCAGAAUGGUGAAGUGUGCUGGAAGGCUAUCACAGACUGUGUGAUUUAUACACAAUCAGGUGUUUCUGCUGAUUGGAAAAGAAUGCCCCUUUCUUCUAAGAGAUCUGCUCGCAUCUGAGGAGCUUGCUCAAGUCUUUGGACUCUCUGUGGUGAGCUUAUUUACCACACUAAUAGCAUAGGCACAACACAAAACCGGUAACGUUAGCUGUACUUUUGUUCCUCAAAAGUCAAUGCUGUAAUAGGAAAAAUUAAUUAUGUCUAAUUCAAGCAUAUUCUUAUUUCCCACCUCCCCUUUCAAAACUGCCACUCUUCCAACCAAAAGACACACAUCUCUCCUAUCCUGAGUCUUUAUAUAGUAUAAUAGCCCCUGGUGUUAUGGCCCCUGUUGCGAUGGCUCCUGGUGUGAUGGCCUCUGGUGUGAUGACCCCUGGUGUGAUGGCCUGGGUGUGAUGGCCUCUGGUGCGAUGGCCCCUGGUGUGAUGGCUCUGGUGUGAUGGCUCUGGUGCGAUGGCCUCUGGUGCGAUGGCCCCUGGUGCGAUGGCCCCUGGUGUGAUGGCCCCUGGUACGAUGGCCAUUGGUGUGAUGGCCCUGGUGUGAUGGCCGUGAUGUGAUGGCUCUGGUGCAGUGGCGUCUGGUGCGAUGGCCUCUGGUGUAAUGGCCUCUGUUGUGAUACUCUCUGAUGUGAUAACCUCUGGUGUAAUUACCUCUGGCACAAUGACACCCUCCAGAAUAGCCUUUGGUAUAAUAACCUCUGAGGAGUCAGUCAUAUGAACAAUUUGAAGUCUAUUGCUUUAAUUAGUUAUGUAUUAAUAAUUAUAAUACUAACUUAUUCUAAAAUAAAAUUUUAACUCUUUAAAGAGUGACAUAAUUUUAUUCUAAAAUACAGUAUUUCUAACGUGGGAAAUUAUGCCCUUUGCAACUGUUCAAAUUUAUGAUGAAAAAAAUAAUUUAGGUGUCAGUUAGAAAACAUGCAGAACUAUGUACUUUUUCAAAAUCUUCUAGAAGGCGUAUGACCAAGACUGUUUAAGACUAACCUUUAGAGACUGCAAGGGGCAGAGUCAAGGUGAAGCAGAAAGCCAUGAGCUGUCAUGGAAAGGGCUCCUGCUGGGCCAAAGGCAUUUCAGAUAAUCGUGAAGUGUGUUACAGGCUCAGCACACUGUCUGUGGACAGAAAGUCUCCUCUCUGUCUUCAUGGUGCUUCCUUAUUCCUUGUCUUUUUAAACAUUGUUUCCUGUCUACCGAGUAUGGAAUGAAGACAAAGUGUGUCUUCUUGUCACACUGACUUCUUUGUUUUUUAUUUUCACGCUGACUUCUUAAACAGAGUCUGUUGUUUUGACCUGAUCUUUGUCUGCUGUGUACUCUUAGCCUUUUGCCUACUUGCGACCACUUUCACCCCCAGGUGAUUUUACUAGUUCAUGGGCACAUGUGUUUCUGAUUGCCCAGAUGGUACGUUAAUUAAAACUUAAUAGUAAAUUAAUAGGGAAUAGCAUUAAAUACUGUAAUGAUCAGUCACUAACACUGAAGUAUUAAUAGUAAAAUCACCGUGAGAGAGAAGACCUGCAGCAGCAUGAACUGUUGCCUGGUGAGCUCUGGGACCAGGUGGGACGUCUUUAUGACCUGGCUUCGCCCCGCCCUCUCGGGGGAGGGCAAAGGGCUGUUGUGUGGUUCUCAGCCUCUGGUUCAGGUGCUUGAAGACAGCCUGCCUUCCUCUGAGUCUCUGUAGGCUCAGCUGUUCCUUCUCAAGUGGCGUGCUCUUCAGUUCUGAGUCUGAAUAUCUUCCAUCUUUUCUGAAUCUCUUCUAACGUGUGCGCUGCAUAGCAGAGGUCACCCGCAGACGCAUGGACCCCUGUGAUGGCUGUGUCUGCACUUUACAGAUGGAGGGACUUGGAGUUGGGGCGGCCGGCCGGGCCUCCGCACUGCCCUGUGUGUUUGAUCAGGGCCCACGCCGCUCACCGCCUUUCCAUGCUCUGCGCUUCCUGUCUGAUUUUACCCAGACAUUAGGCACCUUGGAUGCACAGUAUGAAAGCACCCCGCACACUCUUCUCUGCGUGGGGUGCACAGCGGUGCCUCCACACAGGCUGUUCUGAGGCUGACCGAGAGGCACGUGCACCAAAUGCGUGCUAAGCGUCAGUACAUGUUCGUUGCUUAUUGUUAUUACUGCUACUCCUACUCCCACUGGGUCAUUUUUACGGUUAUUAUCACUAUUGUCACUACAACGGUGAUGACUGUGAAGCAAAGCAGCCACUGCUGGUUCUGUCACUUCUAAGGGAGAAAGCGUACACCACCCCUGUGUGACUUUGUCUUGUCUGUCGUCCUGUUCUUACGGCCUGUUCCAUACUCCGCUGCCCUUCCCCUGAGGAGAUGAGUGUGCUCAGGGUCUUCAUCGGCUCUCCGUGUGGCCUCAAUCUGCGCAACGUCUUAUGGCACGGCUUCGCAUCCCCUCACGAAAUCCCGCCCAUGUACUGUUCAACGCUGGUGGUGUUGACGGCAGGAAUGGGGCAACUACUAAAGAGUUACCUGCAGCAAAGCGAGCUCACCUGGGCACCUCGACCGCUCAUCGCUCUUCCAGACUUGGAGGAUGGGGCCGUUUUCCCAGAAGUUACUCAGGAGGUGCUUUCAGUACUGGAGGAAGUGAUGAAGAAAUCCACUUUUAUAUUAAGAACCAUGUUGCCGUAUUGGGAAGUCGCAUUAAUCAGGUUCAAGGCACACAGGUUUGCCGACUGUGCCAUGUUGUUAGUGACACAGCUAGAGACCGGACUGAGGCACCUGUUUGCCACCAUUAACAAGUGUCCCCAAAGACUUCUGACGGCUGAGUCAACAGCUCUCUAUACCACCUUCGAUGAAAUACUGGCAAAACACUUGAAUGAUGGUGAAAUCAACCAGCUUCCUCUUUUCCUUGGAGAGCCUGCAAUGGAGUUUCUCUGGGAUUUUCUGAACCAUCAGCAGGGUCCUCGUGUAAGAGAUCAUUUAAGCCAUGGGGAAAUCAACUUAUCUGAAUUUCCGAAAGGAAUAACAGACCAGCUGCUUGCAUUUUCCACUGUACUUUUGCUGCGAUUCGUUGACGAAGAGCUAGCGUCUGUGUUCAAGGAAAAAGCAGCCAUACAAUCACUGGUGCAUCUCGCAGAAGGCUACAGUGCUCGCUUCCACCCCAUGUCUCUGCUGAGAAAACAGACCUUUUCCUCUCAGGUGCUGAGCUGUGAGGAGAGCAUCAGGGCUUGGCCUCUGCUGCCUUUGCCGAGAGAAGCCGAAGAGGCCAGAUUAGAAGGUAGUUCUGAAAUAAAUGCCUGCAACUCUUUGAUUACAAAAAUCACUUAUGAGCUGUAUCACCACAUACCAGAGAAUCGCUGUGUGUUUACUGACUUGGACAAUCUUCCCAUUGAGAAGUGGCCCCGGCCGCUCCGGGAACUCUGUGGCAUCCGCGUCCCAACAUUGUUCUGUCCCAGAGCCGUUCUGGAAGUGCUCACUGUGCUUCAAAACAUCGUCAGGCGCUGCUCCCACGUGUCCCACCAGGUCGUGGCCUCCUGGGUGCGGAGACGCCAGCAAUGGGCGGAGAAGACGCUGCGCUCCCGGCAGAGGCAGAACUUUGUGCACAUGUCCCAUAGUAUUAAGCUCCUGUCUCCUGUGCUUCUCCUGAUUUUAUUGCUGAUUGCACUGGAGUUGGUCAACAUUCCUGUGGUUCAUGGGAAAAAUACUUACGAAUAUCAGCAGUAUCUCAAACAGGAAGGGUUCACCGGAGCUGAAAAGAGCCACUGGGCCAGACGCCACGAGCAAGGGCUGUGUGACCUGUACCCCAGGAAGGCGACGGCGCCCCACCCAUUCACCCUUGAGAGACCAGAGCCGCUCCCGCUCAGGACCAGCGUCCCCGGUAGACAGCGGGGCUGGGGCUGGGGCCGGCACAGGAGGCGAGGUGUUAGCCCUUCGUCGACCAGGCUCCUGUCCCGUGCAGUCCCUCCCGUGGAGCUCAGGACGGGCUGCGUGGGGACGCUCUCGGUUCAGAGAGCUGUGGUGGCUUCCUGCGUGUGACAGUGACCAGGUGCGGACUGGCUGCAGAAAUGGGCUGCCGGCAGCUCUCCGUGUAGGAGCUGCACAGACCCAUCCCUCCCAGGGUCACCCGGCUCCCGGCCGCGGGCGGGGCCUCACUGGCGACGUGCGGGGGUUCCGUCUGUGCCACUGAAGGUUGCAAUGAAAUGAAAUCACUGUUGCUUCAGCGUGCGUCACGUGUGGCCAGUCCCGCUGACAUCCUGGGGACACUGGAUAAUGUGUCAGUGCCAGUUAAUUUGGGACUAUUGACACUCGAUCUAAGAUCAGGCCCUACAGGUACCCCAGUGAGACCCUGGAUGAAUGCAGGAUUCUUCUGACACGGCAUUUAAUUACCUUCACAUGAGAGUAUUUUAUGUUUAAUUGCAAAAAGCCAGUCAUCACACUGCUCGUACCAGUGACUAUAGUUUGUGAAGCUGGGGGGCACAGCCUGAUGGUUUAUAUACCGGAUACCGCCGGGCGCAGCACGCACUUUCCUUUCCAGGCACGUGGCAUCGUAAUUGUUCCCGUCUGCACAAUCCCCGAGCCUGGCAUGUUACUGACCAGUGAAGAGUGAGGAGCAGAGGUGCUGCUCGCCCUCGCAGGCAGGCGCAGGGAGGAGGAAGGAGGAGUGGCAGGGAGGAGUGCCGGAGUCCUCCGCGGGGCCGUCCGUCCGCCGGGGGCGGGGCCGUCCG